Messenger RNA from Closterium sp. NIES-67, 555 nucleotides. The record is from the annotation of a GenBank genome assembly. NCBI's taxonomy places the organism in Eukaryota, Viridiplantae, Streptophyta, Zygnematophyceae, Desmidiales, Closteriaceae.
AUCAUGCCUCUGAACUUGUAAGCUUCAAUCAGUGUGACUCUGAGGAUUGUCAACUUCUCCUAGGGCAGAUUACCCCCCAGUGCGCCAAUCGCCAUAGCUCGCUCGUUAAGCUACGGAAUCGAGUGAUUCAACUUUCAGUGGAAAGCUGACGCUGCAAGCUACAAGAUAUCCGAUUUUCAUAUCGUUUCACCGAUUGGAGUUUUGGAUAUAGCUUUUCGAAGGUCGCGAGUUUUCUGGGCGUCAUAACGAAGUGCUGCAGAAAUUUCCAAGGAGCCAUUGAAUCAUCUGCUUAUAGCCUUCUCUAAGCAACAAGUGGUAUCAGAGCCCAUUAUCACGCAUUUGGGACCUAAAAUACGAUGGGAGAUAAGGAGGACUCUGGUGGAGGUGAUACUUCAGUCCAAGGAGGCAGCUCAACCCAGGAUUCUGGCAUUGCAGCGCAAAGGGGAGCGCGUACAAGCCAGGGGUCACUGCUUAAGGAGGUGCUGAAGAAAUUCACCAUUGAGAAGUUCUCUGGAGAUGGCUAUGAUGAUUGGGCAUGGAAGAUGCAGCUCUACU